Messenger RNA from Fusarium odoratissimum NRRL 54006, 1091 nucleotides. RefSeq lists its product as uncharacterized. The transcript has a single exon. Lineage: Eukaryota; Fungi; Ascomycota; Sordariomycetes; Hypocreales; Nectriaceae. Gene Ontology annotation, cellular component: nucleus; cytosol. The record is from RefSeq and is a predicted model, not a curated record. Bases 64 to 879 code for a protein of 271 amino acids.
AAUUCUUUGACUCUUUUCAAGUUCCAAGAUCAGGAUAUAAACCGUCUCCACCUCUGAGAAAUAAUGACCGUAAAAAGCCGACUUCAGCAACCUGUACAGGUCGCCAUUUUGGAUUGCGACUACGUUGUGCCCAAGGUCGCCGAGACUUGGGGACCAACAUAUAGCAGCAUCUUUGCCCAUCGACUGCAAGCUGUCAACAAGACUCUAGGGUCUGAUAAGAUUCUAGAGAUUUCUGCAUUCGAUAUUAUCAAAGACGAAUAUCCCAAUCCAAACGACUUCGACGCCCUCCUCAUCACUGGAUCUCGUAAAGGAGUUUAUGAUAAGGAUCCCUGGAUUGCAAAGUUGAAGUCUUUCAUUCGAGAAACCUACCAGAAUUAUCAACAUGUGCGACUAUUCGGAGCUUGCUUCGGGCACCAGAUUAUCUCUGAAGCCCUGCUUGAAAGAUACGGAGUGAUUGUUGAGAAAGAUCCAAAGGGCUAUGAAGUCGGCAUCCACAAAGUCGCUCUGAACCCAAAAUUCGCAGCUCAUUUCAGUCAUGUUCUGAGCCUCCCUGACGGGGAUGGAUUACGGAUGCAAUUCGCACACGGCGACCAUGUUCGGUUCGAGACAUCUUGGCCCGAGUCGUGGAUGUCGAUAGGAAGCACGCCGCAUUGCACCGUGCAGGGUAUAUAUCAGCCGGGACGUGUUUUGACAUUUCAAGGUCAUUUUGAAUUCGACGAGGAGAUUUCAACGGAAACGAUUAAAUAUUUCUAUACACCUGAACGAGGCUUUAUGCCUGAGCAGACCCAAGCUGCUCUGGAUCAGAUCCGAGGAAAGGAUGAUUCGGAGGAGGCUGCAAAAGUAUUACAUGCCUUUCUUACAGGAAGCAAUGGUGAAUAGGAGGUAUUUUCAAUCUUUAGGUAAUCUGAAUUUGCCUGUUAAUUAUGCCUGAAAUGUCAACAGCGAAGAUCAAGGAAACGGAUGAAAGACUUACCAUUGUUUUACAUUUAAAGGCAGCUCAACCACUUAUAUAUACACACAGUACAAUUCUCUAGUGGUGUUUCAACUCGAUAUGCCUCUUUGUAAGUAAGCAGUCUUGAUUUUCUUGGCAC